AUGGGAAUAAGUAUUAUUUUUACAGCCCCUCAAAAUUUUGAAGAUUCCCAGUAUCCACUCUUGGGGCCAAAUUUGAAAGGCCUCUUUACAUUUGGACUACUGCAACAAAUAUAUUGGGAAGGAAAUAAGUAUCGAAUAUUUUUUUUGAAUUUGAUUCACGUUAGUUCUAUGAUUUUCGUUAUAACUCAACUAGUUGAUUUAUAUUUUACGAGAAAUGAUUUUGAUAAAGCGCUUUUAAAUAUGUCUAUAACAGUUUUAAGUUUUGUUUCAAUUUGUAAAACGAUAUCUUGCCUUGUAUUACAAUCUCGUUUAGUAAGUCUCAUAAAGGCAAUAUCUAAAGAAGAAAUUGCUGCUAUUAAGGAACAACAAAAUUUUGUGAUGAAAUUAAUGAAAAAUUAUACGAAAUACGUAAGGUUCAUAACAAAUUUGUACUGGACAGUUGUGUUAAUAACAAACAUUGUAACCAUUCUCUCACCAUUAUUAAAGUAUCUGUCUACUUCAUCCUACCGAGAAGAUAUAAAAAACGAUACAGAGCCGUACCCACAAAUUUUAAGUUCGUGGUUUCCCUUCAACAACUUAAAAAUGCCCGGAUAUAUAUUUGCAACUGCAAUACACGUUAUAAUGAUCACACAAGGGGCCGGCGUGAUUGCUGUAUACGAUGCCAAUGCGUUCGCAAUAAUGACUUAUCUAAAGGGUCAAUUUAUAAUUUUACGCGAAAAAUGUCGACGAAUUUUCGGCGGCGACGAAGUUAUUCUGACUAAGAUAGAAGUUCAAGCAAGAAUCAAAGAAUGUCACAGGCAUCACAAUUUCUUAUUAAAACAAUGUUCAGCAUUCGACAAAAUUAUCUCGCCUGUUAUGUUCAUAUAUGUACUUGUUUGUUCUAUCACCAUCUGUUGCAGUGUAGUACAACUCAGUCUGGAAAGUGUGUCAACAACUCAGAAACUUUGGGUACUUGAGUACUCCUCGGCUCUUGCUAUACAACUAUUUUUAUUUUGUUGGCAUAGUAAUGAGAUGACUGUGGAGAGUGAUAGAACAGACCGUGGCGUAUAUGAAAGCAAUUGGUGGAAAGCAAAUUUGCAGGAACGUAAACAACUGGUACUAUUAGCAGGGAAAUUGGCCCGACCGCUCGUAAUGAAUGCCGGGCCAUUCACAGCUCUAUCUGUGCAAACGUUUGUUGACAUUAUGACGAGAACAUAUAGCUUCUACACAUUAUUUACGCAGAUGCAAGAAAAAGAUAUAAAUGCAAAUAAUUAG
Molecule: messenger RNA, 1254 nt
Organism: Parnassius mnemosyne (clouded apollo)
Lineage: Eukaryota; Metazoa; Arthropoda; Insecta; Lepidoptera; Papilionidae
Source: the annotation of a GenBank genome assembly